Molecule: messenger RNA, 2242 nt
Organism: Paraphaeosphaeria sporulosa
Lineage: Eukaryota; Fungi; Ascomycota; Dothideomycetes; Pleosporales; Didymosphaeriaceae
Product: nucleolar protein 10
Exons: 2
Coding region: 57-2231 (724 amino acids)
Biological process (GO): maturation of SSU-rRNA from tricistronic rRNA transcript (SSU-rRNA, 5.8S rRNA, LSU-rRNA)
Cellular component (GO): small-subunit processome; 90S preribosome; nucleolus
Molecular function (GO): protein binding
Source: RefSeq, a predicted model, not a curated record
GGCCCGUCUCGACAGCACCGACAGGCUGCCCGCGCGACCUGAGCAGGACCGUCGCCAUGAAGAUCUCAAACGACAGCGCCGUGCCCGUCUACACCAUUGCCGGCGCCGAGGCGCGCCCGCUGCCGGACUGGCUCGUCCGCCGGCGCAAGCGCAGCCUCAAGCAGGACGCCGCCUUCGCACAGCGCGUGGAGCUGCUGCAGGACUUCGAGUUCCAAGAGGCGAGCCAGUGUGUGCGUGUGUCCGAGGACGGCGAGUGGGUCAUGUCCACGGGCACCUACAAGCCCCAGAUCCACGUGCACAACCUCUCGCAGCUCGCCCUGAGCUUCGAGCGCCAUACCAACACCAUCAACGAGACCUUCCAGCUGCUCUCCUCCGACUGGACCAAGUCGAUCCAUCUCCAGACCGACCGCUUCGUGGAGCUCCACACCGCUGGCGGCCUGCACUACCGCACGCGCAUUCCGCGCUAUGGGCGGGACCUCGCAUACGACAGGCACUCGGCCGAAGCGCUCAUACCCUCCGUCGGCGUCAACGCAGAAGGAUCGGGCGAGGUGUACAGACUGAACCUCGAGGUGGGGAGGUUCAUGAAGAGCUACGAGGUCGACGUGGGGGGCGACGACAUGACCACGACCGGCGCGGGAUCGCUGCAGGGAGGAAUUAAUGCCGGCAGCGUCAACACCGCAGCCAUCGCCGAGGACAGCCACAAUCUGCUUGCCUUCGGCACAUCGUUGGGCACAGUCGAGUUUUGGGAUCCGCGGUCACGGAAUCGGGCAGGCAUCCUGUCUGCGCCGACCGACGCUUUCGAAGGGCGCUCCGAAAUCUCCGCGCUGCAGUUCCAUCGCUCUGGCCUCGAGCUGGCAACAGGAAACUCCAGCGGUCUCAUCCACCUAUACGAUCUACGCUCGCCCGUCCCGAUACUCAAGAAAGACCAGGGCUACGGCUACCCCAUCAAGAACAUCAUCUACCUCAACUCCGCCACCUCCAGCCGUGCCCAAACCGCCGAGCCAAAGAUCCUGACCUCGGACAAGCGCAUCAUCAAGAUCUGGGAUGCUUCCAACGGCAAACACUGGACGUCGGUGGAGCCCGCUGUCGACAUCAACCACGUCGAAUGGUGCAAAGACAGCGGCAUGCUCCUAACCGCCAACGAGGGCAAGCAGCAACACGCCUUCUUCAUCCCCCAGCUCGGCCCCGCCCCACGAUGGUGCGCCUUCCUCGACAACAUCGUGGAAGAGAUGGCCGAAGACCCCAACGACCCCAACGCCUUCAACAAGAACUCGGGCGGCGACGUCUACGACAACUUCAAGUUUCUCACCAUGGAGCAGCUGCGCCAGCUCAACCUCGACCACCUCAUCGGCACCACGAGCCUUCUCCGGCCCUACAUGCACGGCUACUUCGUCGCGCAGAAGCUCUACGAGGAGGCCCGCCUCAUCUCCAACCCGGACCUCUGGCAGGAGCAGCGCCAGAAGAGCAUCGCGGACAAGGUCGCAAAGGAGCGUGAGUCGCGCAUCCGUGGCUCCAAGAAGGUCGCCGUCAAGGUCAACCGCAGGCUCGCGGAGAAGAUCAUGGAGCGCGAGGACAAGGCCGAGCGGCGCCGCGCCAAGCGCGUCCUUGAGAAGGGCGGCGACGACGACGUGCUCGCGGAUGCAUCCGGCGCCGCGCCCGCCGUCGAGGAGCUGGAUGUGGAUGCGGACGCGCCAAAGGGCGUUCUCAGCGACCCGCGCUUCGCCCGCCUCUUCCACGACGAGGACUUCGAGGUGGACGAGGCCAGCCACGAAUUCAACGCCAUCAACCCCAGCACGCGCCUGCCCAAGGGCCUCACGGCCGUCGAGCAGGAAGCCCUCGACUCGGCGCGCGGGUCGUCCGACGACGACUCGGGCUCCGGCUCGGACGACGAGCCCGCGCACGCCCAGCGCGCUGCCGACAACACGCGCAUCUCGACGGCGUCGUACAAGAAGGCCGGGCACAACAAGCGGCCCGGCCCGCAGAUGGUGGUGUCGUCGUCGGUGCGCAGGAGCGAGCCCAGCCGCGACCGCUCGUUCGGCGCGCGCGUGGCCAAGAUGCGGGCGCAGCGGCCGGCCGGCGGGACCACGACGACGGUGGUGGGCGAGCGCGAGAUUACGUUUGCGCCGGAGCGGAGGGGGAAGUCAGGCGGCGAGGCGCAAGGGCAACGGCACGAUCGGAGGAAGGACAAGGAGCGGAGGAGCGCGAGUAACAAUGCGUUUAGGGGGAUGUAGAGGCGUUUGGG